AAGCGGAGCUCGGUAGAGGCGGACGAGCGGCCCCAGGAGCGGCCUCGGGAGCGCGGGUGUCGGUGCCGCUCAGCCCCCCCCCCCGGGUGUCGAGGGGCCGCGCGGGCCCUCCGAGGAGCGCGGUGCACGCGGCGGGAGGCAGGAGGCCGCGGCGAGCCUGGGCGCCUCUCCGGCACCCGGCUGGGUGGCGUCCUCCUCGGGGUCCUGGAGACGGCCCGGCAGCCGCGGCGAGGGCUGCUCCUGACGCUCCUCGCCCGUCCGUCCUCACCUGGGCUACGGGGCUACGUGGCCGCGGAAACGAAAGCGACUCCGAGGACACAGCACUAAGCAAGAACCAAACGUGGUGUGUUGGGGAUUCUGAGCAUUCAAAAUGCAACCAGAUAUGUCCUUGGACAACAUUAAAAUGGCAUCCAGUGACCUGCUGGAGAAGCAAGAUCUAGACAGCGGAGGCUUUGGGAAGGUGUCCUUGUGUUUGCACAGAAGCCAUGGAUUUGUCAUCCUGAAAAAAGUGUACACAGGGUCCAACUGUGCUGAGUACAAUGAGGCUCUCUUGGAGGAGGGGAAGAUGAUGCACAGACUGAGACACAGUCGCGUGGUGAAGCUACUGGGCGUCAUCAUGGAGGAAGGGAACUACUCACUGGUGAUGGAGUACAUGGAAAAAGGCAACCUGAUGCAUGUGCUGAAGGCUGAGGUCAGUGUCCCACUCUCUGUAAAAGGAAGGGUAAUUGCGGAGACCAUCGAAGGAAUGUGUUACUUACAUGACAAAGGCGUGAUACAUAAGGACCUAAAGCCUGAAAAUAUCCUCGUUGACCAUGACUUUCACAUCAAGAUAGCUGAUCUCGGUGUAGCUUCCUUUAAGACGUGGAGCAAACUGACUAAAGAGGAACUCAACAAGCAGAGGGAAGUGAACAGCUCCUCUAAGAAGAAUGGAGGCACCCUGUACUACAUGGCGCCCGAGCACCUGAAUGACAUCAAUGCAAAGCCCACAGAGAAGUCAGAUGUGUACAGUUUUGCCAUUGUACUGUGGGCAAUAUUUGCGAAUAAGGAGCCCUAUGAGAAUGUCAUCUGUGCUGAGCAGUUCGUUGUCUGCAUAAAAUCUGGGAACAGACCAGACGUGGAGGACAUCAUUGAGCACUGCCCACGGGAGAUCAUCAGCCUCAUGGAGCGGUGUUGGCAGGCGACCCCAGAAGACCGGCCAACAUUUCCUGACAUUGGAAAAGAAUUUAAACCUUUUUACUCAAGCCAACUGGAGGAAUUUGUAGAAGAGGAUGUGGCAAGUUUAAAGAAAGAGUAUCCAGAUCAAAGCUCAAAUUUGAAGAGAUUGUAUUCUCUCCAGAAUGAUUGUGUGCCUUUACCUCCAAGCAGGUCAAAUUCAGAGCAACCCCAUUCACUGCACAGCUCCCAGGGACUCCCGAUGGGGCCAGUGGAGGAGUCCUGGUUUUCUUCCUCCCCAGAGUACCCACAGGAAGAGAAUGAACGUAGCGUGCAGGCUAAACUCCAGGAGGAAGCCAGCUAUCAUGCUUUCGGAAGAUUCACGGAGAAACAGACAAAACCACAGCCAAGGCAGAAUGCAGCUUAUGACAGAGAGGAGGAAAGGAGACGGCGGGUCUCCCAUGACCCCUUUGCACAGCAAAGAGCUCGUGAGAAUGUUAAGAGCGCAGGAGCUAAAGGUCUUUCCAAUCCCAGCACAAGCAGUUCCGCAAAUGCAGCACCCCAGCUGUCGGGGCCAGGCAGCCAAGCGCAAGUGCCACUUUGGAACAACGGAUUAUAUAAUCAGCAUGGGUUUGGAACUGCAGGUGCAGGAAGUUGGUAUGGGCCAAAUCCAAGCCAAAUGUUUAACACUUAUAAAACGCCAGUGCCUGAGACCAACCUACCAGGAAGCACACCCACCGCUCCGUUCAUCUCCUUGCCGCUAACAGAUGAGUCCUUAAGAUAUACUAUAUUCAACAGUUCUGGCAUUCAGAUUGGAAACUACAAUUAUAUGGACCUUGGACUGAGUUCACAACCACCAGACAACAUGCUCAAAGAAGAGUCAGCUUCCAAGUACCAAGCCAUCUUUGAUAACACCACUAGUCUGACUGAUAAACACCUGAACCCUGUCAGGGAAAACCUGGGGAGGCAGUGGAAAAACUGUGCCCGCAAGCUGGGUUUCACAGAGUCUCAGAUCGAUGAAAUUGACCAUGACUAUGAAAGAGACGGGUUGAAAGAAAAGGUGUACCAAAUGCUUCAGAAGUGGCUGAUGCGGGAAGGCACCAAGGGGGCCACAGUGGGAAAAUUGGCCCAGGCGCUUCACCAGUGUUGCAGACUAGACCUGCUGAACCACUUGAUACAAGCCAGCCGGAGCUAAACCUGGGCUGACUCUGGCGGUGGGAACCUAACUGUUCAUCCAGUGCAUUAGGGCCUUUUGCUCCCUGGCCUUCAGAACCCUGUCUCAUAUGAGCUCUGUGUCUGAGCGCACAGUGCUGUGCAUUUGGGAACUGAUGAAUGAGAAGAGAUAUCUGAAAUCCACAACGAUUCUUCCGAAAGUACAAGCAUGAAGACGACUGAACAGUCCGGGACCAGUUGUGGGGGAAAGGAUAAAAAGAACAGCCUAUUGGGUUUUGAAAAGGAGAGACAAGUUGUUGGAGGAAAAAGAUGGUCUUCCGUCAGCUUGUGUUAUUUUGUGUCUUCAGUUAUUCUAUUUGCUCAAGUUUCCUGUGGCUUCAUUUGGGUGUGAGGGAAAAAAAAAAAAAAAAGCAUUCAAAGAAUAUAAAAUCAACUAGCUUCCUACUUCAUGCACUGCAAAUGCAGUAACGUUCUGCUCAGAUACAUGUCUUACAUGAGCCACAGUUCUUCUGAAAACUGUGGGAUCUGUUAAUGUUAGCAUCCAAUACAGGACUGUCACCUUAAGCUUUAAGAAUCAUGUGCAAUUCCAGUCUAUCAACUUAACAUUCAAUGAGGAAUUCUUAAGGAGUGCGAAGGAGGAGAAAAAACUACAGGGCAAAGGGAGAUCUUCAGAUUCUGGCUGUCAUCACUAAGAACCACUGCUGAUUACAAGUAUUGUAAAAACUACUGUAAGUUUCUAAAUUUCCUCCUACCGUUCUGGUGCUUCCUGCAGUUUCCCAGCCUCUGCAUCCUGCAGAGGAAACAGGUAUGCAGGAAACCUUGAUCAGGACGUGCCAUCUCUUCCUCCCUGGAUAUGACUGGCCCUUCAGCACUGCUUACUAUAGAGCUGUUUCCUCAGUUUACCCCAGAGUAUUGUAGAAAUUUGUUUCUUCCGUGUGCCGCAAAUCAAAAAAAGGAUGGCUUCAGAGUCUGCUCACUGUGUCUUUAGCAAGCCCACCCACAACCUACAAGUGAGUGAAAGAACUAGAAGACUAGAAGACUGAAGCCGCCUGAGCUAGGUGCAGUCACUGAUGGCACUUGCUGGUCAAAGGCCGUGCGGUGACAGUCUGGCUGUUAAGAAAGAUUUUGGUGUCUGGUUAACAGCAGUGGGUUGUGGUUCUGAAUCCCCUCCAACUUCAGCACAGACAUAGCACUCCUAGAAUGAGCUGCAAAGCAGCUUCUGCCUUGUUGGCAUUUCGGCAUUAGCUGGCACUUCAUCCUCCUCUGUUGGGCUAGCCUGUGUUCUCUAGGAUAUUCGGAAAUAUUUCUGGCCUUACCUACAGGAAGCUAAAAGUACAAACCAAUCCUACCCACCAGGUCUGACAAAAGUGUCUCUAGACAUUGCUAUGUGUUCUCUGGAAAGACUCUACUGUAACUUAAUUUUUUCUUCCCCACAAAACACAGUUUCUCUGUGUAGUUCUGGCUGUCCUGGAAGUCAUGAUGUAGACGAGGUUGGCCUCAAACUCAGAGAUCUACCUGGCUCUUUUUCCCAAGUACUAGGAUUAAAGGUGUGUGCCACUGCCGCUGCCACCAACCACCACCCAGCUUCCUACUGUAACUUUACAUGCCUCAGUUCUCCUGUCACAUAGGCUGGGUUCAUGCCUUAAUUGCAUAGAACAUGGACAGUGGAAGGGAAUAUGAGCAGGGAAGGUUCCAGGCUUUCCUGGAGGAGCCUGAGUAGUCUUUAAAUGUUUUCCUCUUGUCCUCUCUUCUAAUGCUGUUUUAAGAAGACAGAAUUGGGGCUGGAGACAUGGUUCAGAGGAUAAGAGCACUGGCUGUUUUUCCAAAGGUUUUGAGUUCAAUUCCUAACAACCACUGGCUCCUAACGAUCUAUAAUGAGAUCUGGUACCCUCUCCUGGUGUGCAGGCACACAUGCAGGCAGAAUAUUGUAUAAAUAGUAAAUAAAUAAAUCUUUUUUUUUAA
Messenger RNA from Psammomys obesus (fat sand rat), 4287 nucleotides. It is a transcript of the gene Ripk1, whose product is annotated as receptor interacting serine/threonine kinase 1. The transcript has 11 exons. NCBI's taxonomy places the organism in Eukaryota, Metazoa, Chordata, Mammalia, Rodentia, Muridae. Bases 371 to 2347 code for a protein of 658 amino acids. Gene Ontology annotation, biological process: signal transduction; protein phosphorylation. Gene Ontology annotation, molecular function: protein binding; JUN kinase kinase kinase activity; ATP binding. The record is from RefSeq and is a predicted model, not a curated record.